Molecule: messenger RNA, 498 nt
Organism: Helianthus annuus (common sunflower)
Lineage: Eukaryota; Viridiplantae; Streptophyta; Magnoliopsida; Asterales; Asteraceae
Exons: 1
Coding region: 1-498 (165 amino acids)
Source: RefSeq, a predicted model, not a curated record
AUGCCUAAAUACGCAAGGUUCUUAAAAGACAUCCUCACAAACAAGCAAAAGCUCGAAAGCUUGUCUUGUGUGUUGAUGAAUGAAAACUGUUCAGCCCUUCUCCAAAACCGUCUACCUGAAAAGAUGGGAGAUCCGGGCAGUUUUACAAUUCCCUGUCUCAUUGGCAGCAUGUCUGUCAGUCACGCAUUAGCCGAUUUAGGAGCUAGCAUAAACUUUAUGCCGUAUAAGGUCUUUGCUAAAUUAGAUCUGGGUGAACCUUCACCCGCUAGAAUGAGCAUUCGACUUGCUGAUCGUUCGAUAAAAUAUCCGCGUGGGUUCGUUGAAAACAUGCUUGUUAAAAUCGAUAAAUUUGUUUUUCCCGUGGAUUUUGUUAUUUUAGACGUGGACGAAGACUCAAAAGUGCCAUUAAUACUAGGGCGCCCGUUCCUCAAUAUUGCGAGUGUAACGCUCUGCGUUUUUGAUCUUUCUAUUUAUAGCUUUAUGGGUUGUACCUUCUAA